ACUUGUGAUAUGAUUCAGAGCAGUAAGUUACAGUAAGAGCAGUUCACAACUGACGGGAAAAAGAGGAAGACUGUAUAAGAUAUAUGUUUGUUAAACUGUAGAGGACUUCGGACGUGAACAGAAGAUAUUUCAAGAGAUUUGUGGACGUGACAGGAGAUCAGGACUGAUGGAUGUAUUUCGGGCUGUGUUGCUCUGCUUUCAUGUGUUUACUGCGAUUCAAGCGAGUGGUGAUCAUCACUCUCUCAGAGUCUCUGUGCCUCAUCGGACCUACGAGUGUCCCGAAGGUGCUGAUGUCAUUCUGAAGUGUGUUCCGUCCGGGACCAAGGCUUACCCGCAGGACACCUUCUGGACUACCUGGCUCUACACGCCUCGUUCACAGGACCACUGUCAGAAGGGAGCACAUCCGCGCAAGGCCAAUCACACCAACCGCUCUCUAGGAGUGGUAUACUCCAGCGGAGACAAGGUCUUCUCAGUCUCACUGAAGAACGUCAAGCAUACGGACCAGGGCAAAUACUGCUGCUGGCUUCUGGACCUCCAUGGCAGGCACAAGGAGCAGGAAGCCCAUGACUUCAUGUACCUCUCUGUGAUGCCAACACCCAAAGAUGCACAUAAUGGGAGUCUGAAAUGUUUGGAAUAUUCUCACACUGCUUCAGAUGACUCUGUGGCUGAAGGUCUGGCUAUCGCAGCCUGUGUUGCUUUUGUUCUGUGCCUCCCGCUUAUUCUGAUGCUGGUUUACAGACAGAGACAAACAGUAGAGCGACACAGACGUGCACAUGAACUGGUGCGAAUGGACAGUGAAGCACAGGGGCAUGAGAACCCAGUGUUUUUGGGUGAUUCUCCAGAACCUAAAAUGCGGACAGUAUCCCAAAUAAUGAUGAGGCAGCCAUCUGAAACAGGACACCACCUCCUGUCAGAACCAGGAACUCCAUUCUCUCCAAACAUACAAGGAGAACUGUUUUUCUCAGCACAGGGUUUGCCAGAAAGCAAUAUCUGAGCAUUUCACAACGCGAUCACAGGGAAAUUUCAUCAAGAGGGUCCAAAGAUGUCCUUUUUAUGCUGUUCGAGUUGCACACACCUCUGUUUAUCACAAGCUGAGAUGCACCGCGGCUUCAUUUGCACUUAAAUAUGUCUCUUUUUAUCCAAUCUGUAUCUCUUCUAGACUUCAGGGAUAUUUUAAUACCUCACGCUCUCUUGUUUUGGAGUACUCAGCGCUUCUUGAGUACUUCCUCGAUGCAAACUGCCAAAGCACUCGCUUUGUCGCUGAAUCAAUGCUGGUGCUGGUCCCAGAUUUGAAGGUUGACCAGACGAAUCAGCAGAUCUCAGAACUUCUAUGACUGUGCUUGUUUUAAAGCUUCAAAACUGCUGAUGAUGCCACAAAGGCUCUAUCCUGGGACCUUCACCGUUGUGAAUCAGUGAAAAAGCAAUGUUCUCGAAACACUCGCCAUCAAGCCUGCUGAGCAAUGAUGGGCUUUUUAAAAUCUUUUCGCGGUGAGUGUGGUGCUUUAACCAUAUUUGUAGCUUAUUUUAAAUGCAUUCUUGAAGAACGAGUGCAGAUGAUUGUGGUAAAUGUUGCAUUGGUGACAAUCAAACACAGUUGCGCCUCUAACGUCACCUGUGGCUUUAAGGAGCUGAAGACUCAUGAAAGAUUUUUAUCUUUUGUACUCAUUUUUUUAUUGGAUGUGUGGGGUAUGAGUGAAAGUGUAUAACUGUUCCUUCAAAUGGUAAAAAAAAAUAAGCAAAGAGCUUGUAAACAGGAAGCUUACAUUUAAAACCACUGCCAUAAAGAGUGCCAUAACCUUGCUUUGUAUAUGAAUGAAGAAUGAUUGCAAACACACAUUGUAAAUAUGCUGAUGAAUUUGCCAGUUUGUACAUUUGAACAUGUGACUGUAUAAAAGAUGUAACAUAUAUGUAGCUCUGAUGACAUGUCAAAAAACAAAUGCUUAUUACUCUUUUAUAAAAGUACAAAGAAAAUAAAAAGUUCUGCUGAAA
Messenger RNA from Danio rerio (zebrafish), 1989 nucleotides. RefSeq names its product V-set immunoregulatory receptor (gene vsir). Lineage: Eukaryota; Metazoa; Chordata; Actinopteri; Cypriniformes; Danionidae. The record is from RefSeq and is marked provisional.